AAAGCCAGCAAAUCCGGGAACUUUUAAAGCAUUGCCCGCCUAUUUCGAUCAAAUUGUUUCUUCUCAGGAUGAGUAGACCUAAGAGAUCAAAGAAACCUACAACCUACUUUGGAUACAGAGGAUCAGAUGAGGAUGACGAUUUUGCUACUAGUCCACCAAAGAAAACGAAACCAAUGUCGGAUAGUGAUGAAAAUGGCAUCAAAUGUCUGACAGAGCCAUCAGAGGCAACUGUCAAUAGCAGAAAUACUAAAACCAGCAGACCGUCACGUGAUGAGAGACUCUUCCAGAAGGACAUAGACGUUGCAAUACAGAAGUCUGCAGGUCCUCCGUGUAUUGAGAAUCACGUGACUUCUGAUAGCAAGUGUUCUGAUGAUAAUGAUGCAAGUCAUUUGAGUGAUAAAGAGAAUGUUCAAGCAGUGAGCAGGGAGGCUGGUGAUUUAUCUGAUAAAGUAGAUUCCGGUAAGCAGAGAGAAUUGACUGUUGAGAGAGACUGUGAGAAACGAGAUAAGCGAAAGACUAAAAGUCGACGUCUUGAGAGUGAGUCUAAUGGAGAUGAAAGUGACUGUCAUACUGAUGAAAAUAAUGAUGCUGAAUAUCAAGCCUCAUUGUCAUCCGAACCCGAUGUCGAAGAUGACGACGACGAUGACAUAUUCAGCAGUGAUAGUGACAACAGCUUCAAUACAGGAUCCAAACGAAAGAAGGAAACAAAAAGCAAUGCCACAAAAGUGAAAAAGGACAACAAAAAAUCAACAGGACGAGGACAAGGAAAGGGAAAACCCACACAUGGAAAGGCAUCUAAACCAGCACAUGCUCCUUCAGAAACAGUGAGACCACAAUCGCGUGUGAAGAAUGAAGUCGGCAAACCCUCAUCAAAACAAAAGGGAGCUUCGAUCACACGACCAUCUGGGAAAUUGAAAUCGGAGUCACAACGUUCGGUAUCUAAUUCAUCGACUUUGAGUAUGACGUUGUCUACUGUUAGGCGACCCGCUUGUGUGCCACCGACGAAGAAUGGUCAGAAUAAUCUCGGUGGGGUGAAGAUCACGUCACCUUGCUCGUCAAUAAGACUCGGACUUUCGCGUAAUAUCAGAGUAGGGCAACCCCUGCAUCCGACUGCCAGACGACCACCUUUGUGUUGAUGCACUGGCUUGUGUUGUAGUUGAUGAUAUGUGAAAAUGUUUACUAUGGUUUAACUCUAAUCCAUUGAUUUAGUCUGCUGACGGUUUUGUGUUUCCUUUUUAUCAGGGCAAGUGGCAGGGUUCUAGCUAGGUUGCAGCCCAAUCGUCACACAGGCCACAUUA
Molecule: messenger RNA, 1298 nt
Organism: Corticium candelabrum
Lineage: Eukaryota; Metazoa; Porifera; Homoscleromorpha; Homosclerophorida; Plakinidae
Product: RAD51-associated protein 1-like
Exons: 6
Coding region: 69-1136 (355 amino acids)
Source: RefSeq, a predicted model, not a curated record